Messenger RNA from Lotus japonicus, 1520 nucleotides. RefSeq names its product protein DUF642 L-GALACTONO-1,4-LACTONE-RESPONSIVE GENE 2-like. Lineage: Eukaryota; Viridiplantae; Streptophyta; Magnoliopsida; Fabales; Fabaceae. The transcript is spliced from 3 exons. The record is from RefSeq and is a predicted model, not a curated record. Bases 144 to 1280 code for a protein of 378 amino acids.
AUAUUAUGGUGAUCAUCUUCGAAUUUAGGACUGUUCCAGUGGCAUUCAUGUAGUUUUCCUUCUGAUUCAGUGGUUUUUUCGUGGAAUCACACAAUAUAAACCGAGUGCUUGCCCAUUAGUGCUGCCUCUCUCACUUGUGGCAUAUGUACAUGAAAAUGCAGAAUCUUAAUGUGCUACUUGUUGUGGUGCUAUUCUUCGCAACCUGUCACACCUCUUUGUCCAUCACUGAUGGUCUAUUGCCAAAUGGAGAUUUCGAGCAUGGCCCCAAAGCAUCAGAUUUGAAAGGUUCAGUAAUCACUGGCCACAAUGCCAUUCCCAAUUGGACAACCACAGGCUUUGUUGAGUACAUAAAAUCAGGGCAGAAACAGGGUGACAUGCUGCUGAUUGUGCCUGAGGGGACCUAUGCUGUUAGGCUUGGCAAUGAAGCUUCCAUCAAGCAGAAGAUCCAGCUAGAGAAGGGGAAAUUCUACUCCUUAACGUUCAGCGCCGCCCGAACCUGCGCACAGGAGGAGAAGCUGAACGUGUCUGUGGUGCCAACCACUGAGAAGAGUGAUUGGGGUGUGUUUCCCGUUCAGACCAUGUAUGGUAGCAAUGGUUGGGACUCUUAUGCUUGUGGGUUCAAAGCAGAUUACCCUGAAUUGGAAAUUGUGAUCCAUAACCCUGGCAUGGAGGAGGAUCCAGCUUGUGGUCCACUUAUUGAUUCUGUUGCCUUGAAGACUUUGAACCCUCCUAGACGAACCAGAGAUAAUUUGCUGAAAAAUGGAAACUUUGAAGAAGGUCCAUACAUGUUCCCAAACACAUCAUGGGGUGUUCUGAUCCCACCCCACAUUGAAGACGCCCACAGUCCCCUACCUGGAUGGAUGGUGGAGUCUCUCAAGGCCGUAAAAUACAUCGAUUCCAACCACUUCGCGGUGCCGGCCGGAAAAAGAGCCGUUGAGCUCGUCGCCGGGAAGGAGAGUGUCAUAGCACAAAAUGUCAAAACAACCAUUGGCAAGGUUUACGUCCUCACUUUUGCCGUCGGUGACGCCAACAAUUCAUGUGAAGGUUCCAUGGUGGUUGAAGCAUUUGCUGGCGGAGACACUGUCCAAGUCCCAUAUCAAUCUAAGGGUAAAGGAGGGUUUGUUCGAGGGAAGCUUCGGUUCAAGGCUGUGUCAGCACGCACCCGUGUGAGGUUCUUGAGCACGUUCUACACCAUGAAGAAUGAUAAUUCUGGUUCACUUUGUGGACCUGUAAUUGAUGAUAUAAGGUUGCUUAGUGUAAGGUACCCCGGGAGAGCUUGAUCAGAUUACAUAGUUCACUAAGAAUUCAAAAUCCACGUACUUUACUUUGAUUCAUUUAGUAGUUGAGCAUAUGUCCUGCAAGUUUAAUUUCUUUUGUAUUAAUAUAGGGGUAUUUGUUUAGUGGUUUGGGACUUUGGGUCUUUGUGUCCUUCUAUUUUCAUCUAUUUACAUGUACCUUUUAGGGAGACUAUUCUAAAAAAUGAUUAUUAUUAAAAAUAAAACCAAUUUUAGAAAAACAAA